CACAUAAUCAGAAUCAGUUGAAGCAGAGCAGCUAACCCGGCAAGACGUGUUUUGGUUUAUACUUAUAAAAUAUUGAUACCAAAAUACCUAAUACGCUUAUAGAAUCAAGAUUUUUAAUCCAAAAAGUGAUACAUAUCUUUCAUAUAUUUGAUUCUCAUUAAAAACAAAUAAAAAUGUCUAAAGAUAAUCUAACCGCAGUUUUAUAUGGAGUUGAAGACUUACGCCUGGAACAACGUCCAAUUCCAGAAAUCGCCGACAAUGAGGUUCUCUUGGAAAUGGACUCUGUUGGUAUUUGCGGAUCAGAUGUACAUUAUUUAGUUCAUGGUCGAAUUGGUGAUUUUGUUGUCAAUAAGCCAAUGAUAAUUGGUCAUGAAGCAGCAGGUGUUGUAGCGAAAUGUGGAAAAAAUGUUAAAAAUGUGGCUGUAGGUGACAGGGUUGCCAUUGAACCUGGUGUACCAUGUAGACUGUGUCAUUUCUGUAAGACUGGAAAAUACAAUUUGUGCCCAGAUAUGGCCUUCUGUGCCACACCACCAUACGAUGGCAAUCUGACAAAAUACUAUCGUCAUGCUGCUGAUUUUUGCUUCAAACUACCACCUCAUGUAACAAUGGAGGAGGGAGCCCUGCUCGAACCACUUUCCGUUGGUGUUCAUGCUUGUCGCAGAGCUGAUGUUGGUUUAGGAUCAGAAGUUAUGAUUCUUGGAGCUGGUCCUAUUGGUCUAGUGACAUUGUUGGUUGCUCAAUCGAUGGGUGCAUCAAAUAUUGUGAUAACAGAUAUCUCUCAAAACCGAUUAGAUGUUGCCAAAAGCUUAGGUGCCACGCACACGGUUUUAAUUGCAAAAGAUAAAACCGAGGAACAAACUGUGAAGGAAAUUCAAACAUUGAUACCAAACUCUCCUGACAAAUCUAUUGAUUGCUGUGGAGCUGAGUCAACGAUAAGAUUGGCUAUUUUGGGAACACGGUCAGGUGGAUGUGUGGUCAUUGUUGGAAUGGGUGCAAAUGAAAGUAAAGUACCCUUAAUUAAUGCUUGCGCUCGUGAAGUUGAUAUUCGUGGAGUUUUCCGUUAUUGUAACGACUAUCCAACAGCUCUAGCUUUAGUUGCAUCAGGGAAAGUAGAUGUUAAGCGUUUAGUUACUCAUCAUUUUGAUAUCACAGAAACUGCAAAAGCUUUCGAAACCUCUCGUUACGGACAUGGAGGUGCUAUUAAAGUCAUGAUCCAUUGCCAGCCCAGAGAUAAGAACAACACUAAGCCAUUUUAAGAUACUCGAGAUAAAAGAAAAUUAUUUUGUUAAUUAUGUUUAAUAUUAAAUUGUUUGUUUGAUGCUUCUUUUGAUUGAAAAUAAAAAAAUAUUUUUUU
Messenger RNA from Episyrphus balteatus (marmalade hoverfly), 1354 nucleotides. It is a transcript of the gene Sodh2, whose product is annotated as sorbitol dehydrogenase. NCBI's taxonomy places the organism in Eukaryota, Metazoa, Arthropoda, Insecta, Diptera, Syrphidae. The record is from RefSeq and is a predicted model, not a curated record. Gene Ontology annotation, biological process: D-sorbitol catabolic process. The transcript has 5 exons. Bases 174 to 1256 code for a protein of 360 amino acids. Gene Ontology annotation, molecular function: zinc ion binding; L-iditol 2-dehydrogenase (NAD+) activity.